AUGUGCCUCUGUCACGCGAUGAGAUCCUCAUUCCUAAACGAUCUGCUUGACUGCACGUACUUGUCCCCCGCUCUAGAGUCCCCCGCUCUAGAGUCCCCCGCUCUAGAGUCCCCCGCUCUAGAGUCCCCCGCUCUAGAGUCCCCCGCUCUAGAGUCCCCCGCUCUAGAGUCCCCCGCUCUAGAGUCCCCCACUCUACAGUCCCCCGCUCUAGAGUCCCCCGCUCUACAGUCCCCCGCUCUAGAGUCCCCCGCUCUAGAGUCCCCCGCUCUAGAGUCCCCCGCUCUAGAGUCCCCCGCUCUAGAGUCCCCCACUCUAGAGUCCCCCGCUCUAGAGUCCCCGCUCUACAUUCCCCCGCUCCAGAGUCCUGCUCCCGGUCAAAGGAUAAGUUGA
Molecule: messenger RNA, 390 nt
Organism: Bolinopsis microptera
Lineage: Eukaryota; Metazoa; Ctenophora; Tentaculata; Lobata; Bolinopsidae
Product: serum response factor-binding protein 1-like
Exons: 2
Coding region: 1-390 (129 amino acids)
Source: RefSeq, a predicted model, not a curated record